AAUACGAUCGUUUCUCCUUUGUUUGUUGAAGAUAUAGACAUGAUUUAUUUUUUUAUUUAAAUUUGAAGUUGUGAAAAGGUUUCAUAAUAAGAACAAUGUUCUCCGGCUGGGACUCAAUCAACUUCAAGCACUAUAACCAUGAAUGGGAACACUUCGCGUCUGCAUAUAGGAGCAUUGAUGUGGAUGAACUUAAUUGCAGUCUGCCGGCCAUCGUGGAGUUCCCCAACUUUAUGCGACAGAAAAGUUGGAUAGCGGCAGUUGUGUCUUUUUUCCUCAGCAUGUACCUCUUCGUCGUUCUGGCGAUUGUUUGCGACGAUUAUCUUGUGCCUGCAAUGGAGCGUUUGUGCUACACUCUGCGUAUGACAUAUGAUGUUGCCGGAGCCACCUUUCUGGCUGCUGCCACCUCGGCGCCGGAACUCUUCGUUAACUUUGUGGCAACCUUUGUCACUAACGGAGACAUUGGAUUAGGCACAAUCGUAGGAUCCUCCGUUUUCAAUGUUCUGGUGAUAUCAGCUGUUUGCGGCAUCCUUACUCCACCGAGCAAACUGGAUUGGUGGCCGAUAACGAGGGACACAAUCUGGUACCUCGUGUCUAUCGCGGCCCUAACUGUUGUGUUGUGGGACUCGCUGGUCAAGUGGUACGAGGCUACUGUUCUUUUAUUACUGUACUUACUUUAUAUCAUUCAACUAAUCCUGGACCGCCGGAUCCAAAAUUUGGUUCGCAAAGCGCACACGGAGUCUGAGCUCUUAGACGAGGAUCCAAUGACGCGCGAGGAGGAGCCGCUAAAAGGAUUUCGCGAGCACAUAUGCACGACACCGGAACCGGGUUCCAAUUGCUGCCAGAAGACCUGGUGGGGGAUCAAGUAUCCGGCGGAACUGGUGCUCGCCUGCACGAUUCCCAGUGUUAGGUUCAUCUUUUUUCUGUCUAUGUUUCUGUCCGUCAUAUGGAUUUCUGUUAUAUCCUAUCUGCUUGCAUGGUUCCUAACUAUUGUUGGCUACAACCUUCAGAUUCCGGACUCAAUUAUGGGGCUAACUAUACUAGCCGCUGGCACCAGUGUGCCAGAAGUUGCGUCCUCCUAUAUCGUAUCCAAAAAGGGUUAUGGCUCAAUGGCCAUCUGCAAUGCUGUUGGCUCAAACACAUUCGACAUUUUCGUAUGUCUUGGUCUGCCCUGGCUACUGAAGAGCCUGAUUCACCAGCGCAUUAUCGUGAUCGAUUCCUCGGCUCUCACCAUCACCACGGCCAUGCUAGUACUUACAGCCGUCAUCCUCUAUGUGGGUUUCCUCAUCAGCAAAUUUGUGUUGGGCAAGUUCGUCGGUUGGACCAGCCUAAUCUCCUAUAUAAUCUUUCUAAUCAUCGCAUGUUUACUGGAGAUAUUGUUGAACAAAGAGAAUAUCUGCGACAUUGAGGAAUCCUAA
Molecule: messenger RNA, 1415 nt
Organism: Drosophila suzukii
Lineage: Eukaryota; Metazoa; Arthropoda; Insecta; Diptera; Drosophilidae
Product: sodium/potassium/calcium exchanger 5
Biological process (GO): calcium ion transmembrane transport; intracellular calcium ion homeostasis
Cellular component (GO): plasma membrane
Molecular function (GO): calcium channel activity; calcium, potassium:sodium antiporter activity
Source: RefSeq, a predicted model, not a curated record